AGAGACGCAGACGCGCAAAGGAGCAAGAGGGAGAGAGAGAGAGAGAGAGAGACAGACAGUGAGAGAGAGACCUAGACACAGACGUAGAGAGAGAGAGAGAGAGAGAGAGAGAGAGAGAGGGAGGAUGGUUGGGAGGAUUUAGCCCCGGCAGCGUCUUUUCCCGUCCAACACAACAAGCUUAUUACCUUUCUCUCCACGCGCUUUUGGAAACGGAUUUACGCGCACGAACGGAGGAGUUUGGAGGACUAGUAGGAUGCUGAGUAUCUUUCCUCCUCGCAACUGUUCUCCACCCUGCUCUCCAUGACCUGAGAGCGCCACCACAGCGGGAGGAACGAAACACCAGAGAGAGAGAGGAAGAGGAGGGCAGAAGGCCAGGGAAGGAAGGAAGGAAGGAACACACUUUUUUUGUUGUUGUUGAUUGUUUUCCCUUUCCGUAAUGGCGGCGACGGAGGCCAACGCGGCGCCGGUGGUCCAGGAAGAUGGGAAAACCCCCGAGAGCAAGCCGACGGAGGCGGAGCAACCGGCUAACAACGCAAACUCAGAGACUGUCAACAGCGAAGUUGUCGAUAAAGAUGGCACUGCUGUCAACAGCGAGGUUGUCGAUAAUAUAGAGACUGUGAAUAACGAUACAGCGGCGGCGGCAGCAGGAGAUGAGGAGGGAGAAGCAGCGGCGAGCGGGGAGGAGGUACCUCCUCAGAGCUCGGAAAACGCUUCCUCCACUGAGCACAAGACCUCGUUCUUGGACUCCUUCCUCAACAAGAGCGGGCUGGGGAAGGUGAUGGGAGGAAGGAAGAAGAAGGAGCAGAGCACGGCCGCCGGAGGAGAGGAGGCCGCAGCUGAAGGAGGGGAGAAAGAGGGAGAGAAGGGAGGUGAGGAGGCCGCAGCAGCUGAGGGAGGAGCAGAGGGAGGUGCAGAAGGAGAAGCAGCGAUAGAGAAAGCUCCAGAAAAUGGGGAGAAGGAGGAGGAGAAGAAGGAGAAGGGCAAACCGGCGGAGGCUAAAUCCACAGUUCGAGAUCUGAUCAGGAAGCCGGUGGCGAGGAUCUUCUCCCAUCGCAGCACCGAGAAGAAAGACGGCGCCGCCGCAGAACCCCAGAAACAAGUAAAGGUUCGGUCCAUGUCCCUGGACCGGCUGGAAGAUCCCGAAGCACUUAACACCACCGCAGACUCCACCGUGGAGGAGGGAGGAGCAGCAGGAGGCGCAGAGGGAAGUGCAGAGGAAGAACAAAAAGCCUCGUCCUCUUCGGCAGCCACCAAGCACAUGAAGCGCUGGCACUCCUUCAAGAAGCUCAUGGCUCAGAAGGCGCACAAGAAGAGCGUAGGCGGAGAGGAUGGCAAGGAGGAAGGAACGGACGGAGAAGGAGGCGGCGGAGACUCCUCCACGCUGGACUCAAAGGAGUCGGGGCAGAAGAGGUGGAAGCUGAAACGCUCCUGGACCUUCCAGGGCCUGAAGAGGGACCCAUCCAUGGUCGGCAUCAGCGGCAAGGCCAAGGGCUCCGACAAAGACUCUGCCGACAACGCCAAGCCAGAGGAGGCGGCGGCGGAAGGAGCCGAGGGAGAAGAGGAGGCGAAGGCGGAGGGCGGAGCAGAGGAGGCGAAGACGGAGGGCGGGGAGGAGAAGGCUGAGGGAGGGGAGGAGGAGAAGGAAGAGAAGGCGGCGACGGCGGGAGGCGGGACGGUGACGCAACAUGCCAACGAGAUCUGGACCUCCUUCAAGAAGCGCGUCAUCCCCAAGUCCAAACGCGCCAACACAGAGUGCGCCGCCGGCGGGGAGGAGGACGCGUCCGCAGCCGCCACCUCAGGUGAGGAGGGAGCAGCGGAGGAGGGCAAGUCCGUCAAGGCCAAGCGCUCGCACUUCGGCCGCGCCGUGUCCCUGAAGAACUUCAUCAUGCGGAAGGGCAAGUCCACCAGCGUGGACCUCGGCGAGGGCGCCAAGGAGGAGGAGGUCACGGAGGGAGCAGAGGCGGUGGAAGAAGGAGGCGCCGACGGUGAAGCUGCCACGGCGGCCGAGGAGACCAACGAUAAAGACGCAGCGGCUGAGAAGACGGAGGCGGUGGAGAGCGGAGGGGAGGCGGUGAAGGAGGCGGUGAAGGAGGUGGCGAAGGAGGCAGAGAAGGAGGCGGAGAAGACACCGGCCGACGCUCCGGUGACCAACGGGGAGAACGGCUGCUCCAACGGCACGGCGGAGGAGCACGCCACACACAAUCACCAGGAGGAGGAGAAGACGACGGGGGACAGCCCCGUGAAGAAGACCAAGGAGGCGGGAGCGAAAGAGGAGGCCAACGCCAAGAUCAUCAACGCCACGGCAGCUGUGAACAGCGACAAAAAGGCGGGAAACGUGUGAGGCCACACAAAGAGGAUUAGAACUGCCCGGGAUUCGCUGAGCAAGGAGCUCUGAGCCCUCCCUAACUCCUCCUUCCUCCUCCCUAUCCUCCCUUCCUCCUCCUCUCUCCCUUCAUCCCUCCUCCUUUCCUCCCUCCCCCCCUUUGAGAGUAAUUAACAGAUCACCAUGGUGAGAAAGAGAGAGAGCGAGAGAGCGAAAGAAUGAGAAAGAUGCAAUUCAUGUAGAUGAGAAGUGAAAAAUAAUAAUCACUCAGAAAGCAAUAAUUCAAGCCCUUCUUUUUCCAUCCAUCAAUCAAUCAAUCAAUCAAUCCCUCCACCCCCCCCACCCCUCUGUCCGAUGCAUACAAACAAAAAAAACCAUCCAGUGUUUUUAUUUUGUUCCUUUGCUUGUCUGUGAGAUUUUAUAUUGUCUACGAGAGAAAAGAAAAACGGAGAAAUGUAAAAAAAAAAUAAAAAAAAUAAAGAAAUGGAGACAUCCCACCUCCACCGUCCUGUUUUCCUCCUCGUCGAGCUACUUUAACUCCGCUCUCUGCCGACUCCUGAUUGGUGGAUUUAAAAGAACAUAAAAAAAAAGAAAAAAAAAGACUGUUAGUUUUAUAUCGACGGCCAUUUUGUUUUGUAGUCCCCUCCACCCUCCUCCACCUUCAACACCCCCUCCUGUCGCCCCCCCCCCUCCCCAUCCGCCCCCCCCAGUAGAUAUUUGACAGUACAGCAGGACCAUGUUGCUACCGUAUAUAAACUGCCCUGAGGACUGCCACUUCCCAACCAACACUGCAAUGUCUUCAGCUCUGUGUGUUUAAUGUUUUUAGACUGUUAUAUUGUGUACAUGAAUUUAAAAAAACUACAAAAAAAAAAAAACAAACAAACAAAAAACACCAUCGAAAAUAUUAAAGUCAAAAUGUUUUCUUUUUUCUUUUAUCCUGUUUUUUUGGUUUGGAUUUUAUUUCUUGUUUUGUUUUCUAAAAACACAUCUUCUCACUGUUACCGCAGUCUGACGAUAUGCUGUAAUUAAAAAAUAAUAAUAAUAAUAAUGAUGAUGAUGAUGAUGAUGAUGAUGUUUUGUUGGUCCAAGUUUUCACAUGUCCGCUAGCAAAUUGUCAAGAAAAAAAAAUAGUACAAUAAAGACUAAAAUCUAACAACUAAA
Dicentrarchus labrax (European seabass) is the source of this 3484-nucleotide messenger RNA. Its product is annotated as retinitis pigmentosa 1-like 1 protein. The record is from RefSeq and is a predicted model, not a curated record. Bases 437 to 2341 code for a protein of 634 amino acids. The transcript is spliced from 4 exons. Lineage: Eukaryota; Metazoa; Chordata; Actinopteri; Moronidae.